Molecule: messenger RNA, 1712 nt
Organism: Tripterygium wilfordii
Lineage: Eukaryota; Viridiplantae; Streptophyta; Magnoliopsida; Celastrales; Celastraceae
Exons: 2
Coding region: 125-1342 (405 amino acids)
Source: RefSeq, a predicted model, not a curated record
UGCAACUUCAACAAGUCUUCCUAAUCGAUUUUUGGAGAAUAUAAUCAAUCACACCAUAGAAGAUACUAAAUUACUUGUCCGAUCCGAGCGAGGCGCAGAGCUAGCUAGUUUUCUUAUUGGGUUGAUGAUGUCUUUGCAGAUGGAGAAGAAGAGCAAGAAGCAACAAGAACUCAAGCAUUUGGGGUUUGUGAGGUCAGCUUCAUUACUCCUGCUGGCAUGGAUGUCAAAGCUCUACGAGUUCAUGAAGCAGCAUUCGGGGCCGUUGCAGCCAACUCUGACGAGGAUUAGCAAUCCUGCUUAUGAGGAGUUCAAAGCCAUCUCCAAUGAUCUUAUUCUGUUUGCUGAUAAGAAGGUGGAUGAGGCUGUUCAGACUUUUGAUAAGAAUGCACCAUCUUAUGUGAAGAAAAUAGCAAGUUUUAUCAUUUGGUUGAUGAAAACUGCGAUGGAAAUCUUUGAAGAGGCUCGGAAAGGGGGGUUAAGUGCUGUUAAGCGUUAUGUUAGCCUACACAUUACACUAUUCAUUAUGUCUCAGUCUAUGAAGUCAUUGGGUAGACUAGGCUACCUGCCGCAAAUUCCAUUGUUCGGACAGUUCACUGACCAGUUGUCGAAGCUGUCUUCACUUCCAAUUGCUGGUCAAUUGGUCGGAAAUGUCACCGAUAUAGUUGGAGAUGCUGUCAAGAAGGGAUUUGGAUUGGCAGAGGAUGUGACCGAUGCCGUUGGAGAUGCUGCCAAGAAAGGUUUAAAGUUCGCGGACAAUGUCACUGACGCAGUUGAGGACAUAGCGAAGAAAGGCGUGGGUUUCGGUCAAUCUGUAGCAGAGAAUGUCACAGGCACAGUCGAAGACAUUGCCAAAACAGGCUUGGGUUUAGGACAGUCUGCAGUAGAGAAUGUCACUGGCACAGUUGAGGACAUUGCCAAGGCAGGCUUGGGUUUAGGACAAUCUGCAGUAGGGAAUGUCAAAGGCACAGUUGAGGACCUUGCCAAGACAGGCUUGGGUUUAGGACAAUAUGCAGUAGGGAAUGUCACAGGCACAGUUGAGGACCUUGCCAAGACAGGCUUGGGUUUAGGACAAUCUGCAGUAGGGAAUGUCAAAGGCACAGUUGAGGACCUUGCCAAGACAGGCUUGGGUUUAGGACAGUCUGCAGUAGGGAAUGUGACAGGCAGAGUUGAGGACAUUGCCAAGACAGGCUUGGGUUUAGGACAGUCUGCAGUAGGGAAUGUGACAGGCAGAGUUGAGGACAUUGCCAAGACAGGCUUGGGUUUUGGUCAAUCUGCAGUCGGGAAUGUCAUCGAUUUUCUUCCAUUCCGUUCUCCAGAAAAGAAAAACAAACCAUCCAAGUAGAGCAGUGAAGCAAGAAUGAGAGUAGAAAAAUAGAGGACCCUCGUAGUCUUUGAUCCCCCGAAUCAAAAUAAAGUUGUUUUUCUUGUGUUUGACAAUUGAUUAAUAAGGCAGUUCGUGUAGAUUGCAAUUAGUAUCGUCAGUGGAACAACCUAUUGUACGCUGCUUUUUCCAUUUUGCAAAUCUUGCUACACGUUCUUGUCCUGCAUUUUGAUCCAUGAUAUAUAGAUAAUGAGAGACAUUUUUGGAAAAAUCAGCAGCUACUGAUAUACGAUCCAACCGAUAUGAUGCCAUACGGCCCAGAUCGAAUGUACUUAGUUGCUGUGUAAUCAUGAUCAUUAGCGGUUCUUAUGUGUUUAAUUUGAGUUGGCAA